AUGUGGAACCUCUAUCCGGUAAGUCCUUGGAAGAAUAAUUUGACUCAGUUUAAUAAUGUGUUAGAUUGGAUGGAACUAAUUGACAAUGUUGAAUGCAAUGAUUUGGGUGAUCUUAGUAAAGCUAUUUUGGAUUGUUGGCAAAUAUGGAAUGAUAGAAAUAAUAAAGUUUUUAGAAGUAUAAUUCCUAAUUCAGCUAGGAGUAUCUCCAUUGCCGCAAGUGUAGGCUUAUCUUUUUCUAAGGUUAAUUGUAAGAAGAUCUCUAGGAGUGAUCCUUGCCACCAACACCCCAUUUGCUGGCGUCCUCCUCCCUAUGGCUAUGUGAAAUUAAACUUUGAUGGGUCGGUUAGUUUGGAUUGCUCUGCAGCUGUUUUUGUUCUUAGAAAUAAGGAGGGGCAACAUGUUGGUGCGGGGGCAUUGAACCUUGAUGGCACCACCAUUUUGGUUGCGGAGGCCGUUGCUUUAAAGGAAGGGCUUUUGUUCGCUAGGCACAAAGGUGUGAAGAAGUUGAUGGUGGAAGGGGAUUCUAAGCUUGUUAUCCAGGUGGUGCAAGAUGUUUGGAUGCCCCCUUAG
This is a messenger RNA of Malus domestica (apple), 570 nucleotides long. RefSeq lists its product as uncharacterized. Gene Ontology annotation, molecular function: nucleic acid binding; RNA-DNA hybrid ribonuclease activity. NCBI's taxonomy places the organism in Eukaryota, Viridiplantae, Streptophyta, Magnoliopsida, Rosales, Rosaceae. The record is from RefSeq and is a predicted model, not a curated record.